Messenger RNA from Castor canadensis (American beaver), 2221 nucleotides. It is a transcript of the gene Galnt6, whose product is annotated as polypeptide N-acetylgalactosaminyltransferase 6. The record is from RefSeq and is a predicted model, not a curated record. Gene Ontology annotation, biological process: protein O-linked glycosylation. NCBI's taxonomy places the organism in Eukaryota, Metazoa, Chordata, Mammalia, Rodentia, Castoridae. Gene Ontology annotation, molecular function: polypeptide N-acetylgalactosaminyltransferase activity. Gene Ontology annotation, cellular component: Golgi apparatus.
CAGAUGCCUGGAAGGAACCGUUUAACUCCACAUCUCUUUCUCCAGGGGAAAUAAAAGGAAAAGGACCACCCCUUCUUCGAGGGACCACAGGCAGAGCCCAGACAAAGAGAGUUGGAGUGACUUGAGUGAUUCCCAUAAAGAGGCUGAGGCUCCAAGGUGUGGGCCCCACGAUAUAGCCAGCUGAUUUCACAGUCAGGCCCGGGACUUGGAGCUGACCCUGCUGAGGUCUCCGUUGGUGGGUGGAGGAUGAGGCUCCUCCGAAGACGCCACAUGCCUCUGCGGCUGGCCAUGGUGGGCAGUGUCUUCAUGCUCUUCCUCUUCAUUUGGCAUAAGGACGUAAGCAGCAGCGAUCAGACCAUGGAGAAACCAUGGUUGCAGUCCCUGGUGGGCCAGAAGGACCACGUUUUGGACCUCAUGCUAGGGGCGGUGAACAACCUUCGAGACUCAGUGCCCAAGCUGCAGAUCAGGGCUCCAGAGCCCCAGCAGACACUGGUCUUUGUAAACCAGACCUGCCUCCCCGGGUUCUAUACCCCAGCUGAGCUGAAGCCCUUCUGGGAAAGGCCGCCACAGGACCCCAACAGUCCCGGAGCAGAUGGGAAUGCAUUUAAGAAGAGUGAGUGGACCCCUCAGGAGAUUCAGGAAAAAGAAGAGGGCUAUAAGAAGCACUGCUUCAAUGCCUUUGCCAGUGACCAUAUCUCCUUGCAGAGGGCCCUGGGGCCAGACACCCGGCCUCCUGAGUGUGUUGAUCAGAAGUUCCGGCGCUGCCCCCCUCUGCCCACCACCAGCGUCAUCAUUGUGUUCCACAAUGAAGCCUGGUCCACGCUGCUGCGAACGGUGUACAGCGUCCUGCACACCAGCCCUUCCAUCCUGCUGAGGGAGAUCAUCCUGGUGGAUGAUGCUAGCACAGAGGAGUACUUAAAGGAGAAGCUGGAGCAGUAUGUGCAGCAGCUCCAGAUUGUGAAGGUGGUGCGGCAGAAGGAGCGGAAGGGGCUGAUCACUGCACGGCUGCUGGGGGCCAGUGUGGCACAGGCAGAGGUGCUCACCUUCCUGGAUGCCCACUGUGAGUGCUUCCAUGGCUGGCUAGAGCCCCUCCUGGCUCGAAUUGCUGAGGACAAGACAGCAGUGGUGAGCCCAGACAUUGUCACCAUCGACCUUAACACUUUCAAGUUCUCUAAGCCCGUGCAGAUGGGCAGAGUCCAUAGCCGUGGCAACUUUGACUGGAGCCUGACCUUUGGCUGGGAGGUUCUACCUGCACAUGAGAAGCAGAGACGCAAGGAUGAGACCUACCCAAUCAAAUCCCCGACGUUUGCUGGUGGCCUCUUCUCCAUCUCCAAGUCCUACUUUGAGCACAUCGGUACCUAUGAUAAUCAGAUGGAGAUCUGGGGAGGGGAGAACGUGGAAAUGUCCUUCCGGGUGUGGCAAUGCGGGGGCCAGCUGGAGAUCAUUCCCUGCUCUGUGGUAGGCCACGUGUUCCGUACCAAGAGUCCCCACACCUUUCCCAAGGGCACAAGUGUCAUUGCUCGCAACCAAGUGCGCCUGGCUGAAGUCUGGAUGGACAACUACAAGAAGAUUUUCUAUAGGAGAAAUCUGCAGGCAGCAAAGAUGGCUCAGGAGAAAUCCUUUGGUGACAUUUCGGAAAGAUUGCAGCUAAGGGAACAACUACACUGCCACAACUUUUCCUGGUUCCUGCACAACGUCUACCCAGAGAUGUUUGUUCCUGACCUGAAUCCUACCUUCUAUGGAGCUAUCAAGAACUUCGGCACGGAUCAAUGCCUGGAUGUGGGAGAGAACAACCAUGGCGGGAAACCCCUCAUCAUGUACUUCUGCCACGGCCUUGGCGGUAAUCAGUACUUUGAGUACACAACCCAGAGGGACCUUCGACACAACAUUGCCAAGCAGCUGUGUCUACACGCCAGCACCAGCACACUGGGCCUUAGGAGCUGUCACUUCACUGGCAAAAACAGCCCAGUGCCCAAGGAUGAGGAAUGGGAAUUGACCCCGGAUCAGCUCAUCAGGAACUUAGGAUCUGGUACCUGCCUGACAUCCCAGGACAAAAAGCCAGCCAUGGCCCCCUGUAACCCCAGGGACCCCCAUCAACUGUGGCUCUUUGUCUAGGCUCCAGUUGUCCCCAGGGCCAGCCCUGCCACUCCUUUCAGGAAACAGGAUUACCAGACAUCUGAAAAUCUGAUCACCAGCUCCUCUGCAGGCCUUAAAGAUGGAU